Lactuca saligna is the source of this 1089-nucleotide messenger RNA. NCBI's taxonomy places the organism in Eukaryota, Viridiplantae, Streptophyta, Magnoliopsida, Asterales, Asteraceae. The record is from the annotation of a GenBank genome assembly.
AUGGUUCAGUUAGCUGAGAAAACUCAGAAAUCCAAGGUCCUUUCUAUCAAAAUGAAGAUUGCUACCAAGCAUGUUGAUGAUAUUGAUAAUGAGAGGAAUAUUGUUAAAAGUUGUCUUUCAGGGAUAAAUCAAUAUCCGUUGCGGCUUGUUGAGACUCCUAACUCUUUGUUCACUGUCUCGGUUCGACAACAACUAUCCGACAAGCUGCAACUAGUCUUUGUGAUGCCUAAUCAAAUCGAAUGUGUUUCAGGAAGCGAGGAUUUUCCGAAACAAGGGGGAGAAACUGAUCAACAGUCAAAUCCAAAGCCUAAAACUGAAACUGAUCAACAGCUGAAUCCUAACACUAAGACUUAUCAGAAGGGUAAUGAAGCUUCUGCAUUAAAGAAAGGAAAAGGGAAAGUAAUUGAUGAUGAAGAGGAAGAAGAGUUGUCUAAUUCUGAAAAUCUAGUGAGAAAGAAGCGUGACAUAGAGCUACAUGAUCUUUAUGCUAUUCGGAAGAAAUUAGAAGCAGAGGAAGUUAAGGUUAAGAAUGCAAAAAUUGUGGUUGAAACUCUGAAAGCGUUAUUUCCUCGUUGGUCAAUGAAGAGAAUUCAGAAAGAGGCUAUUGAUGAGCCAAGCAUCUACUGGCUGGAGCCCUCGAUCUCAUUUGACUUAGUCAAUGAUGUAGAAAAUCAAUUUGAUUUCCCAAUCACUCCAAGGGCUUUUCUCUUUGAAUGUUUUGAAAAUAUAGAGAAGUCUUUGAUUUUUGUAGUUGUGAAGCCUGGAUUUCCUGUUCAGACCGAAGACUUUGUGAAUAUAAAGUUUAAGGGAUUCAUAGGAUCUAAUCACGUUCUAGAUGAGUUCUCUUUGUUGGGCCUUCCAUUUAUGAACACAUAUCACUGGAUCUCCUUGUUUCACAUCAUUACGAAAGAGGAAAAGAAGUAUGAGCCUACCAUUGCACAUUUAAAAAGGAUGCUCAUUUGCUACAUCCAUGAAAUUACGAAGAUGGAUGUCGAAAUAGAAUCAGUUCUAAAAAAGAGGCCCAUUCUAAACCCGGAAGAGCAAACGAAGGAUGUUCAGAAGCUGAAAAUCGAAAUUAUCCGAAAAUAG